Gopherus evgoodei (Goodes thornscrub tortoise) is the source of this 3090-nucleotide messenger RNA. RefSeq names its product sine oculis binding protein homolog (gene SOBP). The transcript has 7 exons. The coding region runs from base 383 to 3004 and encodes 873 amino acids. Gene Ontology annotation, biological process: animal organ development. Gene Ontology annotation, cellular component: nucleus. NCBI's taxonomy places the organism in Eukaryota, Metazoa, Chordata, Testudines, Testudinidae. The record is from RefSeq and is a predicted model, not a curated record.
CCCGGAGCCAGGGGCCGUCCUACCCCCCUCGCCUUCCACCCCCUCGGCUCCAGCUGCUCCGCAGAAGGAGCGGGGCUGGCGCGCUCGCUCGCUCCCUCUCUCUCUCGCUCCCAGACACACGCACCAAGCUCUCCCUCGCUCGCCCAUGCAGACAGCAGCCGGAGCGGCGGAAGAUGGCUGACUCCACAGGGCAUCACCCACCCUCCAGCCCGCCUGCAUCCCCGACCCUCCCCGCGCCGCUCUCGCCUCCGACCCUCCCUCACGCCAGCUUCCACCGCUGAGCCAGCGACCCCCGCCCAGCCCCGCCGCCCUCCCCACUUCUGCUUCCCAGCCCCCCCACGACACCAGCAGCCAUUUCAUCUCCACCAGCCAGACACAAAAAAUGGCAGAAAUGGAGAAAGAAGGGAGACCUCCCGAAAAUAAAAGAAGCAGGAAGCCGGCUCACCCGGUGAAAAGGGAAAUCAACGAGGAGAUGAAGAACUUCGCAGAAAACACUAUGAAUGAGCUCCUUGGCUGGUAUGGUUAUGAUAAGGUUGAAUUGAAAGAUGGAGAAGAUAUUGAAUUCAGGAGCUACUCUGCAGAUGGGGAGAGCAGGCAGCACAUUUCUGUUCUCAAAGAAAAUUCUUUGCCAAAACCAAAAUUACCUGAGGACAGUGUUAUUUCACCAUACAAUAUAAACACAAGCUAUCCAGGGCUUGCCACAGGAAAUGGACUUUCAGACUCACCAGCAGGGUCAAAGGAUCAUGGGAAUGUACCCAUUAUUGUACCAUUAAUUCCACCACCUUUCAUAAAGCCACCAGCAGAAGAUGAUGUGUCAAAUGUACAAAUAAUGUGUGCCUGGUGCCAGAAAGUGGGAAUCAAGCGCUAUUCCCUGAGUAUGGGAAGUGAAGUGAAAUGCUUCUGCAGUGAGAAGUGCUUUGCAGCUUGCCGAAGAGCAUACUUCAAGAGAAACAAGGCUAGAGAUGAAGAUGGACAUGCUGAAAAUUUUCCCCAGCAGCACUAUGCUAAGGAAACUCCAAGGCUUGCCUUCAAGAAUAACUGCGAACUACUUGUAUGUGACUGGUGUAAGCACAUAAGACACACAAAAGAGUAUCUGGAUUUUGGGGACGGGGAACGAAGGCUUCAGUUCUGCAGUGCAAAAUGUCUCAAUCAGUACAAAAUGGACAUUUUCUACAAAGAGACACAGGCCAAUCUUCCAGCUGGACUGUGCAGCACAUUACAUCCUCCAAUCGAAAAUAAAGCAGAAGGCACUGGGGUACAGCUGCUGACUCCAGAUUCUUGGAAUAUACCGCUAGCAGAUGCUCGGAGAAAGGCCCCAUCCCCAGUGUCUGCAGCUGGCCAAAUUCAAGGCCCUGGACCAUCAGCGUCUACCACUGCUUCUCCGUCUGACACUGCCAACUGCUCUGUCACUAAAAUCCCCACGCCAAUUCCCAAACCUAUUCCUAUCAAUGAGAAUCCAAAUAUUCCACCAGUUUCUGUUCAGCCACCUGCUAGCAUUGUGCCUCCAAUUGGUGUCCCACCUCGAAGUCCUCCCAUGGUGAUGACAAACCGGGGGCCAGUUCCUCUGCCUAUAUUCAUGGAACAGCAAAUUAUGCAGCAAAUCCGUCCACCAUUUAUUCGAGGGCCGCCUCAUCAUGCUUCGAAUCCUAACAGCCCUUUGUCCAAUCCAAUGAUUCCUGGAAUUGGUCCGCCACCAGGUGGUCCCAGAAAUAUGGGUCCCACCUCCAGCCCCAUGCACAGGCCAAUGCUAUCACCUCAUAUUCAUCCGCCAACAACACCUACCAUGCCUGGCAAUCCCCCAGGGUUACUACCGCCUCCUCCUCCAGGAGCUCCUUUAACUAGCCUUCCCUUUCCCCCUGUCAGCAUGAUGCCAAAUGGUCCUAUGCCUAUGCCACAGAUGAUGAACUUUGGAUUGCCAUCUCUUGCCCCACUUGUGCCACCCCCAACCCUCUUAGUGCCAUAUCCUGUCAUUGUUCCUUUGCCUGUACCUAUCCCUAUUCCCAUUCCCAUCCCUCACAUCAAUGAUUCCAAGCCCCCCAAUGGCUUCUCCAGCAAUGGUGAAAACUUCAUUCCAAGUACCUCCAGUGAUGCAGCCGGGGCAAAGCCAACAAAUAAUUCUACGUCCCCUAGAGAUUCAAAGCAAGGGCCUUCUAAAUCCUCCGACUCGUCACCUAGCUGUUCAGGCCAGUCCUUAAAUCAAGCUCAAGUGGUUCAGGAGCAUUGUCGAAAUGAAGUUGUUGAUUUGACUGUCAGACCUAGUAGUCCAAUGAACAGUAAAUUUAGUUUUUCUAGUGUACUACAGGGUCCACAGGAUGGUGUGAUAGACCUAACUGUAGGGCACAGGUCUAGGCUACACAAUGUUAUCCACAGGGCUUUACAUGCUCAAGUUAAAGUUGAACGUGAACCUAACAGUGUUGUAAAUUUGGCUUUUAGUAGCUCAGAUAAAAGGAACUGCAACCACUGCAGGGACAGUUGCAGCCCAAUUGAAACAAAAAUGUUACCUUGCAGCGACCCAGCUCACUGUGGUCCUGUCUCACUGGCCUCUGGCACUUCAGGACUAGAAACUAGUGCAGCAGUUUGCAAUGUCAUUGUGAAUGGCACAAAGAGCACAGAGGGUUCUAAGAACUCAGAACAAUCCCCAGAGCAGAAAAAGCCUCAACCACAAGAAGAGCCAGCAGUGAGUGAGUUGGAAUCUGUUAAGGAGAACAACUGUGCAUCAAACUGCCACCUAGAAGGAGAGGCUGGCAAGAAGAUUGGGGAAGAGCCCCUCACUUUGGGAGACAAGCAAGACCCCAACCUUAACAACCCUGCAGAUGAGGACCAUGCGUAUGCUUUGCGGAUGCUGCCCAAGACAGGUUGUGUGAUCCAGCCUGUGCCAAAACCAGCAGAAAAGACUGCUAUAGCACCAUGUAUAAUCUCAACACCAAUACUCAGCACAGGGCCAGAGGAUCUGGAGCCACCAUUGAAAAGGAGGUGUCUCCGAAUUCGAAAUCAGAAUAAGUAAAGGAAUGCUCACUGACAGGGUACCUUGCAUGGAGAAAGGGAGCAGAGCAAACCAUGUCACUUCACCGAAUGAUGUCAGCUGGGCUG